Messenger RNA from Ictalurus furcatus (blue catfish), 2415 nucleotides. Its product is annotated as bone morphogenetic protein 2-like. The transcript has 5 exons. Bases 1 to 1236 code for a protein of 411 amino acids. Gene Ontology annotation, molecular function: cytokine activity; growth factor activity. NCBI's taxonomy places the organism in Eukaryota, Metazoa, Chordata, Actinopteri, Siluriformes, Ictaluridae. The record is from RefSeq and is a predicted model, not a curated record. Gene Ontology annotation, cellular component: extracellular region. Gene Ontology annotation, biological process: SMAD protein signal transduction.
AUGGCUUUGCUAAAAAGUCUUUAUCUUUUUGAGAUCUUUGCCUUGCAGCUGGUCUCACUUUUCACUGUGUUGUCCGCUGAUGUUUCUGAAGCGCCAGAUGCGCGCGUAAUUACAGAUGUGUCCAAGCAGCGCUCCUGGUCUGACGCGCUCCAAGUCCGAGACGUCCGGCGUCAUGUCGCGCGCAGAAAAGCGCCUCGCUUUAUGAUGGAGCUAUACGAGGAAAAUAUCAGAAACCCUGCGAUUCUGCAGGGGAACAUCGUGAGGAGCUUUCCAGGUGCCCUGUUAUAUCUGUAUUGUAAUAUUUAUUCAGCGCAAUCGAAUGGCGCGUUUCACUUUUUUAACCUGACAUCAUUUGGCCACCUGGAGAAGAUCACCAAAGCGGAAUUCCGGUGGUUUCGGCGCGCGCACACGGUUUUACCGGGACAUCACUUUUACAGAAUCGAUUUGUAUGAAGCGCUGGACAGCCGAGUGAAACCAUGGCGAGGAAACCUGAUCCUGUCACGGUUACUGUCUGUGUAUACUGAAGGAUGGGAAGUGUUUAACAUCACACACACGGUCACCAAAUGGCUUCAGAACAGCAGUACAAACAGUGGCAUCUUGGUUGCUUCAACUGUAACAUUAGGACACUGGUUGGAGACAUCUGUAAAAACUGUGAGAGAAACGGGCUAUGAAGAAAAUGAUGCCUAUUUGGUUAUCUACUCAGACGAUGGACGAAGAAGCUCUGGUAAAGGUGACCUCUGUAAUUUGCAUUUUUCACCUUUCUUUAGUCAUUUUUAUGAUUCCGCAGGUGAAGGAAUUCCCCCAUCAGGUCCGAACACUGACACACCCUUAGAGUUCCUCGAGUUCAAAAACUCCCUCCAGUCUGCGGUGCGAAGGCGCAGGAAUACACAUAAAAGGGCAGCUGAAAAUUCACAUGCUGCACAUUGUCAAAGAACACCUCUCUAUGUGGACUUUGUAAAACUCGGGUGGUCCGGAUGGAUAAUAUCACCAAGUGGCUACAACGCCUACCACUGCACUGGGUCCUGCCCGUUUCCACUCAGUGGAAGCUUACAUGCAACUAACCAUGCCAUUGUGCAAUCGAUAGUGAGCACAUUAAAACUGUCCAACAAAGUGGGAAGGCCAUGCUGCGUACCAGACAACCUUCAACCAAUAAGUCUGUUGUACUUUGAUGAUGAGGAAAAUGUUGUUCUCAAACAAUAUGACGACAUGGUGGCAAGCAGCUGUGGCUGCCACUGAAUGCACUACUGUACAUCAUUAUCUGUUGAAUUUUUCAUAUAAUCCCUAGGGAAUGAUAUAGGCGAAUAAAGGGCCGUGUGCUGCAUCAGAAAAUGUUUGUGUGAACACCAAAAAAAAAAUCUGUGAAUGCAAUCAUUUUCUUUUUAUGCUCUUAUAUGAAAACAGGUAAAGUAUAAACUCAGAUUCCCACUGGAUUUAUUAACACUGUGUUAUGUAAUGGAAAAACAGUUGAAAAAUGUUACCCUUUUUUUCCCCUGUUGAAGCGAUCAGGUUAACAUAUAUGACAUAUCUAUUGGGACUGAAUUAACAUGUUAUACCAUCUCUGUUCUAUUUUUUUUUUUAAAUUAUUUUAUUUUUUUUUAUUUUAUUUGUACUAUUUGUGGGACCAAGUGAAAAAUCAGGGGAGCUGAAUGCUAAUAACUUGUAUGUUAUACCAGUUUUCACCACAAGGGGCCACUAAUUCCUAAAAUAUUAUCUACAGUGAGGAAUUUUAUCUAAUUGGCUAUAGUUUAUAAUUAUCACAUGGGUUUUGAUGAUGGAAUGGCUAAAUGUAGCACUGUAUUAUGAUUUUGUGCCUAAAAUAACUAUUUCUUUAAUAUGUGUUCAGUAUUGUGUGCAUACUUCAGGCUACUUUUUUGUUUGUUCUUAUCUGCACCUGUUUUGUCUGAGCUGUACAGAUGCAGCUCUGGUAUCAGUCAGAUUAAUAACUAGGAGACAUUAGAUUGUCAAGAACAUAAAUACAUCAACAAAUGUGGAACAAAGUGAAAUCAAAUGUGACCUUUUUUCCCGUUGUUAGUUAAUGUGUCUGUACAAAAUUCAUCACUAUCACUUAAAAGGAAGAAAUGUUCUUUGUCAGUAAUCUUUUGCUAAAUGGCUUCUGUAUUCGACCAUGAAUACUUGAACAUGAGUAGUUAAAUCUAAAAUAACCACAGCAUGUCCUGUUCCCCUCCCCCACACCCAGCUAUGAUAGGGUGACCAUAUUCUGGUUUACCAAAAAGAGGACGCCAAUCCCGUCCGGACUUUUUUAAAAUCUGAAAAAGAGGACGUUUGGUCACUCUAGGCUAUGAUCCAACAGAAAAUGCCAAGUCAGUUUGCACUCCAGUCACCGUGAAACCAACUAGCACGCAGUAACGCUGGCAGGAUUAUCACUGCUUUAGACAAUUUGAGUACCGUUGAUGC